This is a messenger RNA of Vespula vulgaris, 2001 nucleotides long. Its product is annotated as trichohyalin-like. Gene Ontology annotation, cellular component: mitochondrion. Gene Ontology annotation, biological process: fatty acid biosynthetic process. Gene Ontology annotation, molecular function: acyl carrier activity; acyl binding. NCBI's taxonomy places the organism in Eukaryota, Metazoa, Arthropoda, Insecta, Hymenoptera, Vespidae. The record is from RefSeq and is a predicted model, not a curated record. The transcript is spliced from 8 exons.
AUGAAAUGCGGCCAUGCUCUAGGUCAAUAUGCAGAUCUGGAAGAAAUAGAGAACAAUCGAAGUGCGUUCAUUUCCAUGAAACAAAUAAUAAAACUUUUAAAAGAACUGAAGGAAUUGAAAUUUCCGUGCAUCUAUCACUUGAACAAAAAAAAAAUAAAAAUAAAAAAUAAAAAUAAAAAUAAAAAAAAAAUAAAAAAAAAAUAAAAAAAAUAAAAACAAAAAAAUAAAAAAGAAAGAAGUAAAAAAAUGAAAAAAGAAAAAAAGACAUUGAUGGAUAGCAUGAGAUAUUUCAACGAAUAUGACAAGGUAAUAAUACAAAAUUUAUUACGCAUUAACUUGGUCACGGUCACAAAUGGUUUUUACCAAGUUAGAAUUGGAUUUGUUCGUACAUAUAAGACAAAGCCAACAGUGAAGGAUAUCGAAGAACGUGUAUUACAAGUAGUUCGUGCCUAUGACAAAGUUACUGCGGAUAAGGAUAUAGAAGAGCUACGAGUCAAGCAGGUGCGCCUCUACAGCUCCAAGCCUCCAUUAACACUUGAUAUAAUUCGUCAGCGGGUGCUUUUAUUACUCAAUUUGUAUGAUAAAAUUGAUCCCAAGAAGUUGUGCUUGGAAUCUCAUUUUAUAAAUGAUUUGGGUCUUGAUUCCUUGGAUCAUGUAGAGGUUAUUAUGGCUGUAGAAGACGAAUUUGGAUUUGAGAUUCCUGAUAUGGACGCGGAAAAAUUAUUAACGCCUGGACUUAUAAACAACCUCGCAAUGUUACUCGUGCCUACAUCGACGAGUGGAAAAUCCGAACUUCUUCGCACGAUAUUUACGAUGGAGAGAGACGAUCGGGUGGACGGAAGAGCAAGAUUACUUUCGUCAAAUUUGAGAAAUCGCGAGUACGCGGAAGAGAUCGCGAAUUUGGAGGACGAGCUGAAGCGAGCUUAUUGGAAGAAGUCGUUGAAGUUACAGAUCGCUUCGAAGGAAGCCGAGAGGAGUUUGGAGAUGGCAAAGGGUCGUUUGGAGACGGAGGCAAAUAGAUUGCGCGCGUCGAUCGAGUCGGAGGAGGAGGAUCGUCGUCGUCUUCGAAGGAUCGCCGAGGAGAGAGAGCGCGCGAGCUGCGAGCUCGCGGAGAGAGAGGCGAGGAAGAAAGAGGAGCGAGAGAGACGGAGGGAGGAAGGGCUAAGGGAGAGAGAGGUCCUCGAGGAGGUCGAGAGGAGGUUGGAGGAGCGCGAGAAGUCGAGGACGUUGGAGAGGAAACUCGAACUGCGCGCGGAGAGGGCGGAGGAGAGGAGGAUGGUCGCGGAGCUGAGGGAGAUUCGUAGGGCGAACGAGAGGGAGGAGGAGGAGAGGAUAAAGAGGGACGGGGAGAGAUAUUCGCGGGAGAUCGAACGAAGGGCGAACGAAGCGAGGAGCCGAGCGAGCGAGCACGAGGAACGACGAGAACGGGUUCUUACAUCGCUGCUCUCUACGAUUCUCGAGGAGGACGCGAGAAAGCGAGAGAGGGAACUCCUCCUCGAGGAACUCGUCCUGCUGGAGAUGGAGCUGGACCGAGCGAUCAACGAUCGGAAGGAGAGGAACGCAAGGUCCGGGAGGAGCCUGGAACUGCUCGACUCUUUGAACGAACAGAUCAGCUUGACGGAACUCUGCAAGCUUAACUUCCUACGUCGCGACAGGGAAUUCGCCGAGGAGACCACGAGGAGACUGGCCCAAGACGAGAGAACUCUUCGAUUAACGGCCGAAGCCAAGAGACGGGCGCUAUUGAGAUAUCGCGAGGAUCUCGAACGAAUGAUCGCCGAACGUCGGAGGAUAAGGGACGAGGAAAUUCGUAGGAUCGAGAGGGAGUUCGAGGAGGAACGUAGAUCGGAGGAAUUAAGGGCGGCGAGCGUCGAGAGAGAGCGCCGCUACUUGCUGCUCGAGCAUGCUUCGAACGUUGGAGAAUUUUUGAACGAGAGACAUCUUACCGAGAGGGAGCGAGCCCUCCUCGACGAUUCUCUUUUAUCGCGAACGACGGGAUGAAGC